AACUUUUUCAUGUCGGAAAAAGUUGGGGCACGAACGUUUUUCGCACUAAACCACACUUGCGGUGGAGUUUCAAGUGGAGGAUUGGGCAUGAUCUAGCAGACGCGAGAAUUGGGCUGAAUUCUCCGUGACAAACUUUGCGAGAAUGCGGGCGAUUCUCUGGCGUAGGCGGAAGUCGGAAGGACUUCCCCUGUUAAAUUAGCGAGAAUUUUUAGAAUUCUCCUGGGGGCAAAGUUUGGGAGAAUGGAAGCAUUCUCCAGGAGUAGGCGGAAAUCCUUGGGAUUUCCCGGAAUGAUCAUGCAUCCUGAAAAUCGGAAGUAUUCUGAUUUAGGUGAAAACUGGGUUUCACGAAAUAGGUUAUGUGAAGACGAAGUAGUAGAGCAGUUGGCGUCAUGAAGCUUCAUGGCCAAACAAGUGAGGUUAGGUCGGUGUUUGUAGUCGCAGAAGUAGGCGAUAUUGAUACGGUUUGUUUACAAAUCAGUGUUCUACUACUAAAACAGCCAGUUGAUAUUUGAACAGUAUGGAAUUGUUGAUACUGAACGUCUUUGUAUCUGUAUUGUUGUAUUUCAGAUGGAUGAUUCGCGGGCUGUUCCAGCAUUCCGGUGCGAUAGAAUCGAGGCCAGCAAGCUGGCUCGAGAAUGGAAAGCGUGGAAGAAAGGAUUAGAGUGCUAUUUUGCGGCCUACGGCGUAACGGACCAAAAAGUUAUGCGUGCAAAGAUGUUGCACUUAGGUGGUUCGGCAUUGCAGACGGUUUUCAAAAACCUGGAAGAUCACGAUCACGUCCCGCUGGUCACUUUGGUUCCUCGAUGGUAUGAUGCGGCGAUCGAAAAACUUGACGCAUUCUUCGAGCCAAGACAUCAAAGUACUUCCGAACGAAAGAAGCUCCGGCAAAUGAAGCAGAACCCCGGUGAGCGAUUUGCAGAUUUCGUCAUCCGUCUGAAGCAGCAAGUGGCCGAGUGCGGGUUCGAAAAAUAUGGUGCAGAAAUCGAGCAGGUUUUGAAAUCCAUUCAUUUGACGGAUGCCGUUGUCGAGGGGUGUUCUUCGAACGAUGUGCGCAGGAUGAUAUUGUUGAAGGAUUUGUCGUUUGCGGACAUCGAAGCUUUCGGAAUUGCUCAAGAAGGCGUGGAUCAGCAGUUGGUGGAGAUAACGACCACCCAAUCGGAACCUCGUUCAACGGGAAACGUUUACAGUGCCUCACAAAGUCGGGAUCGGUUCGCUGCGGUAAAAACCACUUCAAGCAAGAUGAGAUUGACGAAGACAUGCUUCAAUUGCGGUCGACAAGGACAUCUAUCAAGUUCGUUGGCGUGCCCGGCACGUGGGAAGCAAUGCCACAGCUGUAAAAGCUACGGGCAUUUCGAGAAGCUGUGUCGCAAACGAAAGCCAGCACGUACAGAAGCAUCGGAGAAGAAGCAGAUUCGAGUGAUCGAGAGUGUCAACCACGAAGCCAUCGAAAAAGCGACCAAAUGCGAAGAAACUGCGGCACCCGACAAGGUGUAUUAUGCCUUUUACUCGGGAAACGAAUCCAACACACUCACCUGUAUUGUCGGUGGUAUUCCAACAGAGAUGCUGGUGGAUUCGGGCGCGGAUGCCAAUUUGAUCAGCGAGACAGCGUGGAUCAAAAUGAAGGAUAGUCAAGUUUCGGUGAAGUCGUCGACCAAAGGGAGUAACCGUGUACUGAUGGCGUAUGGCAGCAAUAAUCCGUUGACCAUUCUGGGAUCCUUCGUUGCUGACAUUACCGCCGGAGUAAAGACCACUCAAGCUGAGUUCCUCGUUGUCAAGGGUGGGCAACGUUGCCUCCUUGGAGACCAGACAGCAAAACGACUGGGAGUUUUGCAGGUUGGCUUGCACAUCAAUCGUGUCGAGAGCCCUCUACAGCCGUUCAGUAAAAUAAAAGGAAUUGUGGCACAUAUUCGUAUGGACCCUGAUGCUAGUCCAAUUUUCCAACCGAUGCGCCGUAUUCCGUUGCCGUUGGAGGAAGCAGUUGCGAACAAAAUCAACGAACUAUUGCAGCGUGACAUCAUCGAACAUAAAACAGGCCCCACUAGCUGGGUGUCACCGCUGGUCGUCGUAGGGAAGGCAAACGGUGAGCCGCGAUUAUGCCUCGAUCUUCGGCGGGUGAACGAAGCAGUCCUCCGUGAACAUCAUCCGAUGCCGGUGGUGGAAGACUACAUGGCGCGAUUGGGAAGAGGAACAAUUUGGAGUAAAUUAGACAUUCGCGAAGCGUUCCUGCAGAUUGAGUUAGCGGAGGAAUCCCGAGACGUUACGACCUUCAUGACAAACCGUGGGCUGUUUCGCUUCAAGCGAUUGCCUUUCGGUUUAGUAACCGCACCUGAGCUUUUCCAAAAAGCUAUGGAUGAGAUGUUGGCGGGAUGCACGGGUACCUACUGGUACCUCGACGAUAUAAUUGUCGAGGGAAAGGACGUUGAAGAGCACGACAAACGCCUUGAAAAGGUUCUGGCAAUAUUGAAGGACAGGGGAGUCGAGCUCAGAUGGGAGAAAUGUGAACUUCGUGUGGCUGAGCUAGAGUUCUUGGGGCACCAAAUCUCGGAAAAGGGGAUAUGUCCUUCGGAGUCGAAAGUGGCAGCUUCGAUGUCUUUCCGAGAACCUCAGAAUGAAGCGGAGACUUUUGAACAAGGGUACUAA
Messenger RNA from Aedes albopictus (Asian tiger mosquito), 2640 nucleotides. RefSeq lists its product as uncharacterized. The coding region runs from base 568 to 2640 and encodes 690 amino acids. The transcript has 3 exons. The record is from RefSeq and is a predicted model, not a curated record. Lineage: Eukaryota; Metazoa; Arthropoda; Insecta; Diptera; Culicidae. Gene Ontology annotation, biological process: proteolysis. Gene Ontology annotation, molecular function: aspartic-type endopeptidase activity; zinc ion binding; nucleic acid binding.